AGCUUGACGGCUAACUUGCCCACGGGACAACGAGGCUAUUCACAGUCUCCAUCCAGGGACGACGACAUGUACGGCAACGCGUGGGACCGGCGCGACUAUCACUCCCGGCCGCAUCGCCGGCCACCCUCCAGUGCAGAUCGUGCGCCAGACUACCGAGACGCUCAUGAUGCGCGCCCGAGGCGAAGCCCGAGCCCUCGUGACUGGAGCCGUGACAACCAGGGCAGAAUGUAUAGCGAUGACUAUCACCGUGGGCGAAAUGACCAAGACAGAGGCUACGACCAUGGCUCCUCUUCUUCCUACCGUGAUAGGAGAUCCUACACGUCCCGAUCGCCGCAUGGAGAGUACGGAGAGUACUAUAGCAGGAGUCGUUCCCGCAGUCCUGCCAGAGAGGGUGGCCGGUUGAGAGAGGCUGGGCUGCCCAGUGAUACCGUUAUUUUCGAAGGGCUACCUGCCAGGGUAGACGCAAUGGAGCUACGAGAGAGCAUUAUCCGCAAUUGCAUUUCCGACAACUAUUCUCUCGUCGACGUCCGGAUAUCGUAUUCCAAAGGAAAACGCCGGGCUUUUAUCCAAUUUGAGGAAGUUGAUCAUGCAGCCGCCUUUGUCAAUGAAAACUUUCCCAAAGUCCUCAUCACACUACCUGACACGACUGAUGAAGUUCCAGAUGGCAGAAUCAGUGCUUACAUUCACUUUGCCCAUCGCAGGGAGGACGCAGAAACGCGCGCUUCCGGUGCUGGCCAAUGGAUCUGCCAACCUUGCGGCUUCAACAACUACUCUACGCGCAUCAAGUGCAAGCGCUGUGGCUCACCCCCAACAUCCUCCACAAUGCGAUUAAGUCUGAAUCCCGCUGCUGAUGCGGCUGAAGCACCUACCCAGAUCUUGGUGGUUUAUCCUCUGACUGCUUUUGUCAACGAGGACAUGUUCGCUGCAGACAUGAAACGUCUAGAGCUUGAAAAGCCUGACCCGGCCAGCCAGAAGCUGGUACCAGGCUCAAAACUUCAAUCAACUGCCCCAGCCGAUCGUGCUGCUCGGACUGGUGCGCGCGCAGGGUCGCUCCACCGCGUAUUCCUAAUGCGCGAUCCCAAUACCGAAGAGUCUGUCAAGUAUGGCUUUGCUGAGUUCUGGACUGUGCAAGACGCUGUUGAUGCCAUGGCUAAAAUCAAGCUGCUACCAUCCUUCACCGUUGCAGCCUGUGCCGUCAACGUGUCUCACAUUCACAUGGGAGUCUUUGUCCCAGAGGAUCGUGAGACUACUCCGGAUAUAGAGCGAUUUUCCUUUACUCCGUUGUUCAACACCAGUCUCCGCGUCCGGUAUCGUGAUUUGCGAGCCUACCCUAGCCAGAAACUCCUGACAGCUGAGCCUCCCGAGACUGUGAACGCAGAUGGAGAGCCAAAAGAAAGUGACCCGAAUGGAAUUAGCAAGAAGCCGAAGAAGAGAAAGGCAGAUGAUCCCCAAGGGGCUGCCGCCAAAAGGGCAGUCCCCGCGAUGGCUGGUCAUAUGGCCAUGUGGCAGAAGAAGCAUGAAGAAAUCCAUACGAAUGAAUCUGACGACAAGGCAGCUGCCAAGCAGCCACCACUCGCCCUAAAGCUUUCAAAGGAAGCACCCAUCAAAUUUUCAUUUACUGGAGCAUCAAAACAGGCCUCAGGCCAUCCAGCGGUUUCAUCAUCAGCCUCAACCAAUGCAGCACCUCCCGCACCCUCUUCUGCACCUCCACCUCCACCUCCGCCAGAGGAGCAAAUCAACGACAACAUGCCUGCAGCCAAACCUGACGUCCAGGUCAAGGAAGAAAAGCCAAUCACCCCAUAUGCGGACCGAGAGAAGCUACAAUGUCUUCUUUGCAUGCGAAAAUUCAAAUCACUGGAUGAGCUGGGCCGCCAUGGAAAUUCGCAGCUGCAUGCGGAGAAGCUGCUAGAUGAGCAGUCUGUCAAGAGCGCGGUAGAGAGGCUGAAUAAACGAGGCAUCCAGCUACCAAAACAAACUGAAGCUGGUGAUGAUACCGGCGCCACAGCACCACAAUACCGUGACAGGGCCAAGGAGCGACGCGAGCAAUGGAACCAACCCAAGAAGCCACUACCUGCCCCAGCAGACAAGAACGCCUCGGGACCUCCGAAAGACCAGGGCAAGGCCCCAGUCCAAGAGAAGGCUACGGUGCAGUCUAAGGGCGCUGGUAUGCUGGCCAAGAUGGGCUGGACAACAGGAAGCGGCCUGGGCGCCAAUUCUGAAGGCCGCACCGAGAGUAUCGUCACCCAUGUGUAUCGGCAGGGCGUGGGUCUUGGGGCCGAAGGCGCUGACCUGGGCAACGCGCAGGCUUUGGGAGAGAGCAGGACGCUCAACAAGCGCAAGGACUAUGUGGAUGCUGUCAACGACCGGGCGAGAGAGCGAUUC
Molecule: messenger RNA, 2382 nt
Organism: Trichoderma virens Gv29-8
Lineage: Eukaryota; Fungi; Ascomycota; Sordariomycetes; Hypocreales; Hypocreaceae
Exons: 5
Biological process (GO): mRNA splicing, via spliceosome
Cellular component (GO): nucleus
Molecular function (GO): RNA binding
Source: RefSeq, a predicted model, not a curated record